CAUGAGGGCGGGGCAAACGUGCAAAAACCCUAGGGACGUGAAAGUCUGCAAAGAGAACUCCAAGAGCUAGGGACAUUGUUGCUGUAAGGCUUCAAACGCCAGCCAGACCGGGAGCUCGUGUCUUCUUUUAGAGGCAGGGGGGAGCCCCUGAAGCUCCUUCAGACGGAGAACGACAGGCUCCAAGCUGUGAGGCAAAGACGGAUCGCAGAGAGACAGGAGGCAGUUCUGGGCCCUGGCGUUAAUCCCUGGUGGGAGGCCGGGUGGUGACUAGGGCAAGUGGUUGUUCUGGAGGUAGGAACACCAAGCCUUGGCUGCUUCCUUCACCCCUGGGUUGGAUCUAAAGCAAGAGCCAGCACACAGACUAGGCCACGGAAGUAGACAAAUCAACCUGGCGAAGGCUGGGCUUUCCCAUCGGGCACAGCCCUUUGUGAAGUUCUGUGGUAGUCCUGGGCCCAUUGCCCGUCGGUCGCCAGGUCUGAUUGGUUCUGUGUCCACAACAUCUCUCAUCCCCUUUGUUACACUCGGUUACCUAGCUAGUUCGGGGCCUCAGCAGUUAACUUUCUCGUGGACUAUGCCUCAGUCGUCUCCUGGAUUCCCCGCUCCCGGUCUCUCUCCACCUUAAUCCAGUUUUCACUUAGCUGCCAAAAUGAUCUUCCUGAAGUGCAGGUCUGAGCAUGUCGCGCUCCUGCUCAAGAAGUUUCAGGGGCUCCCUCUUGCCUUCUCAGCUUGGCAUUUAAAGCCUUUACCACUUGGCUCCAGUUGACCUUGACUAACUUGUUGGAGGGCCUUCUCCAUUGUGAUGCUGCAUUUCAGCAUGGGGGCUACUCCAUGUCCUCUGAAUUUGGCAUCCGGGUUUUCACGGGUUUGUGGAAUGCAUGCCCUUCUCACUAGUUCAGGUUCUAGGGCUACCUCUCUGGGAAGCCUCUUUCCUCAUUGGUGUACUUUGCCUCAGGUGAUCUCAUCUUACCCAUCUGCUGCUUUACUGCCCAAGGGACUGAGCUCCUUAUCUGCUGUUCACUUCUCUGUGUCUCACAGGAGAAUGGCAACCUCUUGAGGUCACCAGGGGCUGGUUUUCUUAAGCCCAAGUCUCUAGAACAGGCCUUCCAACAUUGCAGGUGCUGCGUAGACACUUGCUAACCUGAAUGGAUUUGGUUGAGAGGCUCCAGGUCACCUGAGGUUAUCGCCAGAGGAACUCAUCCCACUAGUCAGAUCAGGAGGAAGGAGGGAGGAUGCAGACCAUCAAGUGUGUGGUGGUCGGCGAUGGGGCUGUGGGCAAGACUUGCCUUCUCAUCAGCUACACGACCAAUGCCUUUCCCGAGGAGUACAUCCCCACGGUCUUCGACAACUACAGUGCCCAGAUGUCUGUGGAUGGCCGGACGGUCAGCCUGAAUUUGUGGGACACAGCUGGUCAAGAGGAGUACGACCGACUCCGGACCCUGUCUUACCCGCAGACCAACGUCUUUGUCAUCUGCUUCUCCAUUGGCAGCCCCUCAUCCUAUGCCAACGUGCGACACAAGUGGCAUCCAGAGGUCUCUCAUCACUGCCCCAAUGUGCCUAUCCUGCUUGUGGGCACCAAAAAGGACCUGCGAAAUGACCUGGCGACGUUGAAGAGGCUGAAGGAGCAGAGCCUAACGCCUACUACCCCUCAGCAAGGGACCUCCCUGGCCAAGCAGGUGGGCGCUGUGAAGUAUCUGGAGUGCUCAGCCCUGAUGCAGGAUGGAGUUGGUGAGGUAUUUGCAGAGGCCGUGAGAGCUGUGCUAUACCCUGUCACCAAGAAGAACACAAAGAAGUGCAUCCUCUUGUAGCUCCUGGGACAAUGCCUAGGCACCAUCCAGAGCCAUGGGCCUCUUCAGCCAGGAACCCUUCCGUAGGCGCCAGUCCUGGGGGUACUUGGGACUGGGCCUGAUUUGGAAGUGGGGGAAGGGGGCGGGGGGGGGGGGGGCUGGCCACAGCUUGGCAGGACUACCUGCUCCUUGGUGCUGAGCAUUGGUCUUUGUGGGCAAAAAAAGAAAGAAGGCAGGUGUGGUUGCAUGAAGUUGUUGCCUUAAGGUUUUUCUUUUCUUUCUUUCCUUUUUUUUUUUUUUUUUUGAUGUACUAAUUUUUGAAAAUGUUCUCAUUUCUGUUUCCCAGAUGUUCCUUUGUGUUUAGUCCAGUUCCUCUCCUUCUGCCUCUGCCCUUCCCACCUCUCUUCCCCUGAGAUUAGGCUUUUUCAUGGGAAAGGUUCAUGAGAAACAGGGGCCUCCAAAUGAGGCUGGUGGGGCAGGAGCUCAUGGCCUCUUGGAUAUCCUUUGGUUUCCUACCCAGCCCUACUUGGCUUGGGGCCUCAGGUAACAUUUCUGCUUUGGCUCUGUAUUCCCAGUACUUAGCACAGAGUAAAUGCUUCAUAAAUGCUCAUUUGUUGGUGCAAAGAUUAAUGGGGGUACUGGUGCUUUGGGGCUAGGUUCUGGUGGCACUGAAGGCCUAGAGGUAGCCUAGCAUUUCAUUACCCUUUUCUACCGUGAAGAGGAAGAUGUAAGAAAGGGAAACAGCACCACACAGGACAUGCUUAGCUUACUUCUUACCACUUACAUUAAGGGGAUUCUGUGUCCCUAUUCUUCUGGGCUGAACUUUGAGACUACUUGAUAGGGACAGGUUUCCUAUCUUCAUCCCUGCCCUAUGAGACUUGCCAACUGCUCCCUCAGGGCUCUUAAAGUAGCUCGAGGUUGUCCCACCUUUGAUUGAGGCCUUCCCCUGUUCGGUGGAAGCAACUCACCCCUCCUUUGUGCC
Messenger RNA from Vombatus ursinus (common wombat), 2766 nucleotides. RefSeq names its product rho-related GTP-binding protein RhoG-like. Gene Ontology annotation, molecular function: GTPase activity; GTP binding; protein kinase binding. The transcript has 2 exons. Gene Ontology annotation, cellular component: cell cortex; cytoplasmic vesicle; cytoskeleton. NCBI's taxonomy places the organism in Eukaryota, Metazoa, Chordata, Mammalia, Diprotodontia, Vombatidae. Gene Ontology annotation, biological process: cortical cytoskeleton organization; establishment or maintenance of cell polarity; regulation of actin cytoskeleton organization. Bases 1230 to 1805 code for a protein of 191 amino acids. The record is from RefSeq and is a predicted model, not a curated record.